This is a messenger RNA of Camellia sinensis, 2041 nucleotides long. NCBI's taxonomy places the organism in Eukaryota, Viridiplantae, Streptophyta, Magnoliopsida, Ericales, Theaceae. The record is from RefSeq and is a predicted model, not a curated record.
CCCAAAUAAGACAAAUAAUGAAACACAGGGGCAAAACACUGUUCAUCCAAGUCCAAAAUUAUUAAUCAAUGUUUAUUUCUCUCCAUGAGUGCAUGCAAGGGUUUACAGAGGUUUUGAAGAGGAAGAAGAAGAAGAGAUAAUGGAGGAAGCAUCAGAGCAUAACAAAAAGCAGAGCGUGCCUGUGCUCCUAUGGAUGAGAAGUCCUAUUGAUGUUAAGGAAGUCUUUGCUGCUAUUGCACCUGCAGUGAGCUUAUCUGUUGGUUUGGCAGUUGGUCAAUCUUCAAUUGCUGAUGAAAUUUCUGAACUUAUUAAGAGACCUAAGCUUGAGGCAGGUAUCUGUUAUGACCCCGAAGAUCUUUCGCUGGAUUUAGAAAGUUCAGUGGACAUUUUGGUGGCUACUCCUGGCAGGCUGAUGGAUCAUAUAAAUUCUACGAAAGGUUUUACACUUGAGCAUCUUUGUUAUCUGGUUGUUGAUGAAACAGAUCGAUUACUCAGGGAGGCAUACCAAUCCUGGCUGCCUAUUGUUCUUCAAUUAAUCCAAUCUAGUGUUGGAAGUCUCUUCCCUCAUGCCAACACUUUCUUUCCUUCCCCAUUUGGUUCCUUGAAAACCAGAAGGAGAUCAGGUGUUGAAAGGGGAUUUAAGGGCAACUCUUAUCCUAGGCUUGUGAAGAUGGUUCUAUCUGCCACGCUAACCCAAGAUCCAUGCAAGCUUGCCCAGCUUAAUCUGCAUCACCCUUUGUCGUUGACAACUGGGCAAAGACGUUAUCAGCUCCCUGAACAACUAGAAUCUUUCAAAUUGGUUAAGCGAUUCAAGAAGCUGUUACAGAAAGCUGACAACAACUAUUGUCCUGUUCAUUCUGUUCCUUCCGAUUCCAUAGAAUCAUUUCGCUCAACAUACACAUCUGCAUUAGCUGUUUUGCCAACACUUGCUUGUUCUUGCCAAUGUGUCAACUCUGGAGAAAUUGAAAGAGAGUGUCAAAUCAGAAACAUACAGGAAGCACAAGUUUAAAUUCAAGUCUUCUGGCAUGGUUAGAGGAAAGGAAAACAAUUUGAAGGCGUGAAUUUUGUUUUUAUAGCAGGAGGUCUAUUCCAUCACAAGUUAAAUUUUGUAGUGUACAUAAGGUGAGUCCCAAUUUUUUGGUGUAACUUCUACAGUUUUGAUUAAUGUUGUUAAUGACUUUAUGUAACUUGCUGCGUAGAAAUUAUUAGCCUUUCAACUAAGUCUAUAGAGAAUGUUAUAUGGAAGAAGAUAAAACCCUUUUGAUAUUUGUUUGUAUAGUACUUCUUGAGAAGGAUUUGCAUUGCACGAAAGUCUACUUCAGUGUGCCCAAUCCCCCUGAGAAGUGUCUUCUUGAUCUUCACACACACACACACACACACACACAUGGAUAGAUCCAUGAUUCUUGUUCAGGGGACAAGCCAUGGUCAACAAGAAGUUAUGCCAAACAUGUUGGAAAAAAAUAAAUUUUAAAUGAACUACAUAAAUUUCAGUUGUUAAUUUUGGAUUUUGUUUACUGUGCCCUUUGGGCGCAUGUUAAGAAGUUUAAAAAGAUUGUACAUUCACAGUUUCAUGCAUAAUGCAUGGUUAUCAAAAUCAAAAUCCGGAUCAUACGAUCCUACAAUCCUAAAUUGUCAAGACGAUCCAAAUUGUUGUAGGAUCGAUAUUAUAGUAGGAUUGUAAGUAGGAUCAUAUGGGAUCGUAGGUAGGAUCGCUGGAUAUAUGAUUUUUCACUUUAUUUUUAAUAUAUAUCAUUAUGAUUUGUAUUUUUACCUUAUUUUUAAUAAAAAGUAGAAUUUUAUGAUCCUUGAUCCGAUCCUACGAUCCAAUCCAUGAGACCUUCGUCACUUGCACUUUUAUCCACAGGUAUGAUUGUCACCCACAUGUGUGAUCUGCAAGUUGGCUCAUCUGUGGGUUUUCAAAAACUUGCGGGUGAGCCGCAAACCUGCGGCCAACCUGUUUCUUGAGUGUUUUCCAUCCAUUCGUUUGAUUCGACUUCUUAUUCGCUCAUUUUGAAAUAAAUGGGUAUUUUGGUUUGCAAAA